GAUCCCGUGAGCGCGUCGAAACCGCAGCCAGCCGCAUCUCGUUUCUCCUCUCCUCCCCUCUCGGUAAAAAAGGCGACGUCUUUCACCCUCCUCGCCGCCGCGGCGCCUCCUCCUCCUCCCCGACCUCCUACGCACGCCAGCCCCGCCGAACGGAACCACAACAAGAAAAGGAGGACACAUCCCCCGCCCCGCCGAAGAACGCAUCUCGUGCCCCUCGUCCCGGCCGCACGCACAGUCUGCCGCCCGGAUCCCGCCGGCCCCUCCGUCCCAUGCGCACGGCGCCGCCGCCACAGCCAUGAGCCUCUCCACCCUCGCCCGCGCCGUCGGCCGCUCCGCCCGCUCCUCCCGCCAUCGCCAGGGUUUCUCCCUCGGCGGGCUCCGUGCGCCGCCCGCGCCGCCGCUCCCGCCGGCCCACGGCGGGGAUGCCGGGGCGCUGGGCCUCGUCCGCGGGUACCUGACGGCCUCGCUGGGGAGCCCCGCCGCCGCCUCCGCCUGGAGGACCUCCGACUGGAGGUACCUCCUCGCCAGCCCGCAGUUCCGCAGGCUCUUCUCCAGCGGCUCCAAGAAGAAUUACGAGAACUAUUUCCCCAAGGGGAAGAAGGAGGCGCCCAAAGGGGAAGGGAGCAACAAGGAUUCCAAGCAGGAAUCCAAUACGGACGACCAGUGGAGCUUCCAGGACGGUACUUGGAAGCAAAUACAGAAUAUCCUUGGACCUCUACUGCUUCUUGGCCUCAUGCUCUCAUCCUUGUCUUCUGGCUCAUCAGACCAGAAGGAGAUAAGCUUCCAAGAAUUCAAGAACAAAUUACUAGAACCUGGCUUAGUUGAGCGCAUUGUUGUUACAAAUAAAACAGUGGCAAAGGUCUACGUCAGGAGCACACCACAGGCGAAUGUUGAAGGCCAAAAAACUACCGAUAUUGCGACCAGUGGUGCUCCAGGCAGACAGGUUCCUGGCAAAUACAAGUAUUUCUUCAAUAUUGGAAGUGUUGAUUCGUUUGAAGAAAAGUUAGAGGAAGCCCAGGAAACUCUGGGUAUAGAUUCGCAUGAUUAUGUUCCAGUAACUUAUGUUGCUGAGGUAAACUGGUUCCAAGAAAUCAUGAGAUUUGCCCCAACAGCAUUCCUUGUUGGACUGCUAUACUUGAUGGGGAAAAGGAUGCAGAGUGGAUUUAAUAUUGGAGGUGGUCCUGGGGGGAAGGGUAGCCGUGGUAUUUUCAACAUUGGAAAAGCAACGGUGACAAAGAUGGACAAAAAUACAAAAAAUAAGGUGUAUUUUAAGGAUGUAGCUGGCUGCGAUGAAGCUAAACAAGAAAUAAUGGAGUUUGUGCAUUUUCUGAAAAAUCCGAAGAAGUAUGAGGAGUUGGGAGCUAAGAUACCCAAAGGUGCACUGCUUGUAGGUCCUCCUGGAACUGGAAAGACGCUACUUGCUAAAGCUACAGCAGGAGAGUCUGGUGUGCCCUUCAUGUCAAUUUCUGGUUCCGACUUCAUGGAAAUGUUUGUAGGUGUUGGACCAUCCAGGGUAAGAAACUUAUUCCAAGAAGCUCGUCAGUGUGCACCCAGUAUCGUAUUUAUUGAUGAGAUCGAUGCAAUUGGUCGCGCAAGAGGCCGUGGAGGUUUUUCUGGUUCAAAUGAUGAGCGUGAAAGUACUUUGAACCAGCUGCUUGUAGAGAUGGAUGGAUUUGGUACCACCGCUGGUGUUGUUGUUCUCGCUGGUACAAAUAGGCCUGAUAUCCUUGACAAGGCACUGCUAAGGCCUGGAAGGUUUGAUCGGCAAAUAACAAUUGACAAACCAGAUAUAAAGGGCCGUGAUCAGAUAUUCCGCAUAUAUCUUACAAAGCUUAAAUUGGACCAGGAACCAACAUUUUACUCGCAGAGGCUAGCUGCUUUGACACCUGGGUUUGCUGGAGCUGACAUUGCUAAUGUCUGUAAUGAAGCUGCUUUGAUUGCUGCAAGAACCGAUGAAACUCAGAUUACAAUGCAGCAUUUUGAAUCUGCAAUUGACAGGAUUAUUGGUGGUUUGGAGAAGAAAAACAAGGUAAUUAGCAAACUGGAGCGCCGUACUGUUGCUUACCAUGAAGCAGGGCAUGCUGUUGCUGGAUGGUUUUUGGAACAUGCAGAGCCUCUUCUGAAAGUUACAAUUGUUCCUCGUGGAACAGCUGCUUUAGGCUUUGCACAAUAUGUCCCAAAUGAAAAUCUUCUAAUGACAAAGGAGCAGCUUUUCGAUAUGACAUGCAUGACAUUAGGUGGCCGAGCUGCGGAGGAGGUUUUGAUUGGAAGAAUCUCGACUGGUGCUCAGAACGACCUGGAGAAAGUUACAAAAAUGACAUACGCGCAAGUUGCUGUAUAUGGUUUCAGCGAGAAGGUUGGUCUUCUAUCCUUCCCCCAGAGGGAGGAUGGCUUCGAAAUGAACAAGCCUUACAGCAACCAGACAGCAUCCAUCAUCGAUACCGAGGUGAGGGAAUGGGUUGCCAAGGCCUACAAAAGAACCGUCGAGCUGUUGACGGAGAAGAAGGCGGAAGUAGCCCAAAUCGCAGAGUUGCUGCUGGAGAAGGAGGUCCUCCACCAGGACGACCUGACCAGGGUACUAGGAGACCGCCCCUUCAAAGCGGCAGAGCUAACGAACUACGAUCUCUUCAAGCAGGGGUUCCUGGAUGAAGAGGGCAAGAGCCCAGAAGAGCCCGCGAAGGACGCCGAGGUGCCUGAUGAUGAUGGGUCGCCUGCGCUUCCCGACGUUGUUGUGCCGACGUGAUUUCCGCUGAAAAAACUUACAGCUGUACAUGGCACGCGCUCAUCCGAUAGAUAAUCUUGUUUUGUUAUUGCAGCAGCAUAAUGAAAACUGUAUAAAUCAGCGCCCUUGUUUAAUCGGCCAUGCCGGCUUUAGUAGCUGUUAAGGAAUGCAGUAGGCUUUCCGCGGCUGGCUUGGCCCUGUUGUUCAUUACAGUGAGCCGCUGGUCGAGGUUCGUGCUCUGAAGCUUGUAUCGUGGCACCCACCAAACGUUUUUGACGAAUCCUGUAUUUUCUCAUGAUUUUAUCAAAGAUUUCGUCUUCUGA
This is a messenger RNA of Lolium perenne, 3045 nucleotides long. RefSeq names its product ATP-dependent zinc metalloprotease FTSH 8, mitochondrial. Gene Ontology annotation, molecular function: zinc ion binding; ATP binding; metalloendopeptidase activity. Lineage: Eukaryota; Viridiplantae; Streptophyta; Magnoliopsida; Poales; Poaceae. Gene Ontology annotation, biological process: mitochondrial protein processing. The record is from RefSeq and is a predicted model, not a curated record. Gene Ontology annotation, cellular component: chloroplast thylakoid membrane; m-AAA complex.